This is a messenger RNA of Chenopodium quinoa (quinoa), 747 nucleotides long. RefSeq names its product protein terminal ear1 homolog. Lineage: Eukaryota; Viridiplantae; Streptophyta; Magnoliopsida; Caryophyllales; Amaranthaceae. The record is from RefSeq and is a predicted model, not a curated record. Gene Ontology annotation, molecular function: nucleic acid binding. The transcript has 4 exons. The coding region runs from base 1 to 747 and encodes 248 amino acids.
AUGCAAUUGGGCCAGCUACCUACAGCUCCUCCCUUGGGCCAUUUCAGGUCUGGACCAUCUCCGGUAUGGCCCAAAAGCCCAGCUAUCGGCCGCAACGAAGAUGGUAGUGGUGGUGCAACAGGAAGAUCAAGAAGUAGAAUAAGGGAUAUUAUUAAUAACAAUGAGAUGAAACAAGGGUUUGAUACUAGUAAUAAUAAUAGGAAUAUAGGAAGAGGUUAUAUAGGAGGAGAGAGAAAGAUAGAAGGUAGAGUGGUAAUGGCGGUGAAGCCUAAUGGAAGUGAGACUACUGCUAUGAUCAGGAACAUUCCUAAUCAAUAUACGCGUGAAAUGUUGAUCAAGUUUUUGGAUGAAUUCUGCCGCAUUGAGAACCAAAGAUUGCGCCCUAAUCAUAAUCGUCAACCUCUUGCAUAUGAUUUCCUCUACUUGCCUAUUGAUUUCGUGAGUGGUGCUAACAAAGGGUAUGCCUUUGUCAAUUUUACCCAUGCGAUCGCGGUGUGGAAGCUACACCUUGCUUGUAGUAAUCAACCCUGGAGUCAUUGCAAAUCUCCUAAGAUUUGUAAAAUCAAUUAUGCCUCCAUUCAGGGCAAGGAAAGGCUAGAGGAACAUUUUGGUAGAAGUAGGUUCAUCUGUAACCAUGACGAUUAUUUACCAGUUUGCUUUAGCCCUCCUAGAGAUGGUUCUGGUGCUUCAGUGGCCGAAACUACAAUUGGCACCCGUAUCUCCUCCUCAUCCCAUCCCAAAAACUAA